CGUCAGUAUAUUGUAGACCUCUUAAUACAUUUGACGGAUCCGUGUCGAGUGGAGUAUCUUCGCGCUCUUUCACAGCGUGGCGGAGUGUGUUGUUACAGCUCAACUUCCAGAAGCAGCUUCAGAGUAAAGCUUGUUCUGUACAGUUCUCGACGGGUUUUUGAGUUGCCGUGAAACGUCGUGAUUCGAGUUGGUCUAGUGUUUAGUGUCUCGCGCGCGUGUCGUUGUGUCGUACCCCCAAAGUGGUCUAUUAUCAUCCAUCAAUCGGUUAUUUAUUGUUAUUAUUGCCACUAGAUUGCAAUUGCCAAGUCAAAGUGCGAUCCGGUCGUCACACGCGCGGGGGACUAUCUCGAGUGGAAGACUUAAGUUCAAGUGCUGAAUUAUCGUAACUCUCCGGAAUAAGUGUUCAGUGUCUGAUGUAUUUGUCCAUUGAUCAUCACGAAAGCAUCCUUGAUUGAUACUUUUGCAAAGAGUAAGAGCCCUUGUGGUCAGUGCUUGCUUAUUUAAUGCUUCCUGAUAUACACUCUCGAGCAGCGUCUGAGCGUUUGCCCUAGUUUCAAGGAUUACUAAGUCAAGGUCGAUUCCUUAUUGAAGUGUUCAUCGCGAACCUACCGAAGGUCAAGCCGAAUGAAUGACUUCCGAAAACAAUUAAACUAUUGAGACAUGAUAAACCAGUGAUUUUUUCGUGACACUCAAAACCAAGUGAAAAUAUUAUCGGUGCAGGUGAAGCCGUAUUUGUUGGUGAUAUCGACAGUACUCCAGCCGCCACCAUUUACGCCCGGUACAUGUCCACCACACUUUCCAGUGUAUCUGGAGUGUAUCCAGAAGAUUCAGAACAAGAGCAUGGACUGUUACCCGAUUUAAAUGGUGUUGACCUGGUUAUGAGCUUGUCGCCGAAAGGAAACCAUCAUCAUCACCAUUUAACCAGUUUACAGCACCUCCAAAACCUUCAACAUAACUCACUACAUAGCCACUCGACGCCAUUUAGUGUUACCGAUAUUCUAAGUCCAAUCGAAGAGUAUCGCAAACUGGAACUUAGUGCUAAUCCACCAUCUCCAUAUAGAUCCAAUUCCAGCGGCGGAAGCAGUGUCAACUCGCCUAGUGCGCUUGGUUCUAACUCGGCAUCAGCUGCAGCGGCCGCGGCAAGCAGUAUGGCUAACCCGUACGCAAUGGGUCCUCUGUACCACAGUCCAGGUGUCCAGAGCUACUGUGGUCCGACCGACAAUCUCUCCCUAGCUGGUCAUUACACCGACAUGCGAAAUUCGGCCGCCGGUUGGUACGGUUCCACUGCCAGCGACCCUCGAUUCGCAAUUUCCCGGCUAAUGGGAGGUUCGGCGGGUGGCUCGAUGGGACAUGCGAUGUCCAACAUGGGUAGUCUAGCGGCGUGUAGCGUAACGGACACAAAACCAAUGCAGUUUCCUCUGGCACAGCGGCGGAAACGACGGGUGCUUUUCACACAGGCACAGGUUUACGAGUUGGAGCGAAGAUUCAAGCAACAAAAGUACCUGUCGGCACCCGAACGGGAACAUUUAGCCAGUUUAAUACAUCUCACACCCACCCAGGUUAAAAUAUGGUUCCAGAACCACCGAUAUAAAUGUAAGCGGCAAGCGAAGGAAAAGGCAAUGGCAGAGCAGAACCAGCAUAAUCAGUCAGCCAGCUCACCACGACGUGUGGCCGUACCAGUACUAGUUAAAGAUGGCAAGCCGUGUUCCGGCGGCUCUAAUUCCAGCUCUUCUGCUCAACAGCAACAGCAGCAGCACCAGGCACAACAGCAGCAGCAGCAAGUAAGUGGCAGCAAUAGUGCGCUAACCACCGGCGGCAGCGGUGGCGGUGGCGGCGGCGGUGGUGGAGGCUCUAGUGUAAUCUUAACCAGUGAUUCUAACAAUACCCACUCGCCGGACACGCCCUCCGCAACGCUGUUAUCGCCGUAUAACGGUAGCCACAAUGUGACGGGCCAAAUGCUGCAGCAACCGUGCAAUAAUAGUCUGAUGUCGAACAGUUUGGCCAUGGCAUACCGGAAUCAGAACAACUUUAUGGCCAACAGUCAUCAACAGCAGUGCGGAAGUUAUCUACCGCUGCAAACCCGAGCCUGGUAAUAUUAGUUGAUUUGUUAGGUUUUACUCUAAUUUAAUAUAGGGUGUUCACUUUUCGUUCUGAAAUGCGGAUCUGUAAAACAAAAACUGUUGGCUCUCAAGAUAGUUCUUUUUACUUAAUUUUAUAAAUUAAUAUAUUUUAGGUAAGCUGUAGGAAUCUCUUUCUCAUUUACUGAAAAUGGGACACUUACUAAAGCUGUAAAUACAGACUAGCCAAUAAGAUUUUGCGAAAAGAUUACUUGCAAUGCAAUUCGACGGUAAUUCCUAGUUCAGCUUAUGCGCGGACAGGGCAUACACAUAAAAUAACUGGAUUUGAGAAACAAAUACAAUUGUUACUUUAGUCGUUGAAAAGAAUAAACUAAUUUGGUAACAACAACCGGCCACAACAGAAAAAAAACAAAACACACGUACAUCGACAGAACUGCAAUACAUGAUGAUCAAUCAUCACCUUCUUCCGGUUGUAGAAGAUGUUAAGUAAUGAGGCAGCAUAAAAUAUAGCAAAAGAGGUGCCAGCAGUUGGGAAGGGAAAAAAACAUUAGUAAACUGAGAUGUGAUAACUCUUGGUUAGUGACUAUGACCAUAAGUUUUGUUCAAACAUGUUCAGUUGCAAAGAGCUAUCACAGCUGCUAAUACAAGUGUUGUGUUGUCAAACUGUACAGAAAGCAUGAUUACUAAACUCUAGUCAGACAAUAUGCGACACUCAACUUUUUCACAUAAUAUAAUUAGAGCAUCUCGAAAGUUGGAAUUUCUGCUCAUCCUCUUUUUUAAUUGAUUUUAAAUUAUUCUGAAUAGCGAAAUAUCUGAUUCGGGGUAUUUUAAUUCUUCAAGUUACUUCAGUUUCAUAGAAACGCACCUACCAUCAAUCCAGAAGAUUUUGAAACAUUCAAAUCACAAAAAUUUGAACUUCAAUUUCUGUGGGCAAGAAGUCGAAUGAUGACUUUUUAUUUCACACAAAAGUAGAUCUCAAGAUUGUUAAUAGUGAUUGAGUCCAUGAACUAUGCACAGCACAGCACAUAUGAUGCUAUUUGUAAAAAAACGCAAUCGGGAAAAUUGAUUUCACAGGAACUAUUUAAAUCUGUAGCAAACAACGUAAAAUUACAUGUUUCAACACUCACAAAAACAUAUCCUAGUACACAAUAUGUAAUAUCAGCUACAAAUAUUUAUCCGUUUAGUCGUUCGAUUAAAAACACGGGUUUUUUCCAGGACUGCGAACCAUUGCGCAAAUUAAUGAUUUAAACUUUCAAGUAAAAAAUUGAUAUCUCGAUAGUUAUUCUCUAUCAAUUAGUGUAAUUUGACUGAAAUUAUGACCCAGUUCUGCGUUUCACAUAUGGAAAUCUAUUCGGAUUAAUUUUGUACCGAAUUAAUUGUACCGGAUUAAUUUUGAAUUCUUAAAAUCUGAAAAUUUCACUUUUUCGACAGAUUUGGUUCUAGUGUUUGAAAAUAAUUAUAAAUAAAUUUCAAAAGAAUCGUGUUAUCGCUUUUUCUACUAGGUUUGCUUUACUACUUAAAAAAAUACUACUGAACUAUCUACUAUAUAUCUACUAUCUACUAUAUACUAUAUUACCCAAAAAUCAAAUUAUCCAUGAAACUGUUCGCAUUCUAAGUGUGUGGUCCAGAUACUGGUUUUAAACUCCAUAAACUUUGCUAAUUUAUAGGCCAGAGCCAUUUCGUGGAAAGUCGUUUCUCCAAUAGCCCUUCCGCUGAAAAUAGAAUCGUCGAAAGAAUUAACACAUGGAUCAAAAAGAGACUAACAAUGGAAACAACAUUUUUUUUUGCAAAAUUUUAGGGUGAUACAAUGGUUCCAACGUUCUUUUUUUUCGAUAAACUGCUUUCUGAAUCAUCGAAUCGUUGCUGUUUUUGUUCCAUCGAAAGCAAUCGCGGCACCCACUUGGAAAAAACCUUUUUCAAACAAAACUACAAAACGACUUUACUCCAACCUCGAUAACUCAGCUGUUUCUGAUCCACUUAAAAUUUUGACCCGUUUCAAGCAAAGGUUAGUACUCUAGAAAGACGUGGUUACUGGUUUAUUACGAGCGCCAUCUUUGCUUUAGUCUCGGGACUUAUUGAUCCAUGUGUUAUAUUAUUAUACUUAUUAUAGAUUCAAAUAAUGAAAUAUGAGGAAUAUUGGUGUUCUAACUUGUUUUACUUCACUACUUCGCUCAUCCAGACCUGACUAAUGUAUAGAAACCAUCCUAGGUAGACCGAGUUAACGAGAUUUGAAGAAAAUCGAUUGAACUGAAUGCUGCGAAUGUUGUGUGCGUCAGAGUGUGAAAUUUACUGCAGUAUAGAGAUCGUCAGUGUGCUUCACAUUCGGUUUCAAUUGAAUUGAGUGGAAUUUUACUGCACUGGUUCUAAGAAAUGGUUUUCGGCGAAAUGGCUUGCUUCCCUGAUUUACUUGGAACGAAUGGUUUUGCAAAGAUUUGAGAACUCGCAUGAUCUACGAAGAAUGUCACCAAGUUAUUCAUUUAGUUUAUGAAUCCAUGAAAUUUAGCCAGUUGUAAAUGGAAGAAUUCCUUAGGAAAUUCCGCUUACUAGGAACAUAGUCAAUUAUAUAUUCCAUGUAAUUCCGAAUAGGCAACGAAAAAAAUUAGGAGUUAUGGAAACGGGUUGAUAAUAGGGAAUAUUUUAAUUGGAUGUCGACUUCAAAAGCUAUAUCAAUGACUUUUAAAGACGCACUUCUUGCAAAAAGUAUUCGAAGUAGCUUGAACCUUCUCAGGUCUAAGUGAAAUCUUCAGAACUUGUAGACUUUUUCACAAAACGCCACUGCAUAUUUGUUUUUUUUUUCAAAAUUUAAAGGUCAAACUUUUUUGUCAAUUUCACUCAAAUGAAUGCGAAUUGAAAAUUCUAACAGCCCUCGUACUCGCAAGACUGCCUUGGAGCAGCUUUUCGUAAAAGUAAUUUUCAACAAAAACGGAAAAAUUAGAACUAUCUCAUCUCAUUUGCAUGUCAUCGGACCACUUAAUACUACAUCACCGAACGUAAUCUACCUUUUUGUUUCGAAACUACUGACAGUGAAUUUGUUUUGCGAGUUAGAGGGUUAGGAGGCUUUUUACAAUCUUAGGAAAAUAGCCAUUGUUGGAAAACGUAAAAGACGAUUUCUUUGCUGUCGUUGCUCGGAAAAUUAAAAUUCAUCAGUUCGUUUCGUUCAUUUCCCUGUAUAAAAUGAUGCUUAACUUCACGAAGAUUAAUCUACCGAUAACGAAGUAAACUGAUUUUGUGUGUUCUAACAUUUGCUGUUUUUUUGUGCCUGUAAGUAGAAUUUUAUUUUUUGGGGAGAUAAAUUCAAUGCUUGGAAAAUAAAGCGCACUGCACUAACGAGAAUUGGAGUAUGUCAUACGCUGUUUGAUUCUCUGCUUGUGUGAUAAAAAAAAACUGUGUGAUGACGAAAUAAUCAACAACUUUGGGCUGCUCAAAAUUAUUCUUUCCAUUAACAGAAUUAGUAUAUUAAUCUCACUUUUAAAUCAGAAAAACAUUUGUUCUGAACAAUUUGUGAAUGAGUUGAGGUGUCAAAUGUUUGAAAACGUCGUACUUAAAAAUGAAAUACCUACAUUUUCUGUACAGUAAGAAUAACUCAGUACGUUACCCGUUUGAUGAAAAGUAAUGCUUAGUUGAGUUUUUCAGUGCACAUCACCAGCACAAAAAACUCCCCUAGCGACUGCUGCACCGCAACGCAAAAAAAACGACAAAUAAAAUUUCAUUCACAAUCUGUAAUAUGGAAAGCGAUUCUUUUCCAACCUGCCACAAAUAAAACAUUGGAAGUAACAAAUCGAAAAAAUCCGCCAAAAUCCGAGGAAUAUUCAUAAAAAGAGUCGAUUCACAAUAUAUGUGACGGUGAACAAGUGAUCCCUGAAACAAAAACAAACAAAAAAAAAACAAAAAUGUCUAUCCCACGCAAACUGAACGGUCCGAAUACACACAGUAGACUCUGUUUCCACAUAAGCAGAACACAAUUAUAAUGAAUUUUCAAUCAAUCUAGGAUGAAAGCUUUUUUAUCAGGUACAGUAAAAUUUUAAUGAAAAGCACAAACAUGGUAAAUUAAUUAGAGGGACAGAUUACAUCAAUAAGAAGAAAGUUAUUUAAUUUAAUUCGUAAUAAUACAAGAUUAAAUUGUAGACAAAACAUGCAUCAAAGGAAUUUGAGAAUAUGCUCGAAACAAGGCAAGAGUUACGAAUAAGUUUGUAUUAAAUUUGAAAAAAUAUAGAAUGUGGUAACUAAAGGCGCAAACGAUGGAAAUAAAUAAUAAAAUAACAAACAA
This is a messenger RNA of Malaya genurostris, 6345 nucleotides long. It is a transcript of the gene scro, whose product is annotated as homeobox protein Nkx-2.1. Bases 783 to 2093 code for a protein of 436 amino acids. The transcript is spliced from 6 exons. Gene Ontology annotation, cellular component: nucleus. Lineage: Eukaryota; Metazoa; Arthropoda; Insecta; Diptera; Culicidae. The record is from RefSeq and is a predicted model, not a curated record. Gene Ontology annotation, molecular function: RNA polymerase II cis-regulatory region sequence-specific DNA binding; DNA-binding transcription factor activity, RNA polymerase II-specific. Gene Ontology annotation, biological process: regulation of transcription by RNA polymerase II; cell differentiation.